Molecule: messenger RNA, 3747 nt
Organism: Cyanidioschyzon merolae strain 10D
Lineage: Eukaryota; Rhodophyta; Bangiophyceae; Cyanidiales; Cyanidiaceae
Exons: 1
Coding region: 1-3747 (1248 amino acids)
Source: RefSeq, a predicted model, not a curated record
AUGCGGACAUAUGUGAGGCGUUCGUUUGUGGCGGUGCAGCUUGCGCUUGGCUACUUUCUGACGACGCUGAUGGUCGUGAUCAACCCAACCCGGGUCUACAUGGCGUGCUGGGCGCCAAUUCAAUUCGCACUAUUGGCCGGUGUUGUCAGUGAGUUUGAAUAUGUGGGAUCACUGCAGCAGGCGGCAAGCGCGGCUAUCGUUGGUCCCUCGUUCGGGGCGACGCUGGCACUCAUUAUUCAGCUUGCUGCAGGGCACUUGCUUUGGCUUCGCAUCAUACUCAAUGUGGUGUUUAUGGCAAUACUGGUGGCGCCUCGGCUCUGUCCUCCCGCCGUAGGCUCUGUGAGCCUUUCACUGAUUGCGUUUGGCGUUGUGGAAAACUAUUUGCAGCUGAGCCUGGACUCAGGACCCGGACACCACGCCUUCAUGUACUCGCACUACAUCCUUUCAACCUGCUUUGCAGCCUUUGUGGGAUUUUUUGUUGCUUUGCUUGUGUUUCCUGUGUCCGUACGUAGCCUUUUUCAUGACAGCGUCGAAAACGUGCUACGCGAGAGUGCUAAGCGCCUGAGUCGUUUGGCGUCGCUUCUCCUGGCUGAUGUGUUCCAGGCGACUCAGAUCGAGAAUGAGUUGCAGGAGCGGCAGAAGGAACAGAUCGCCAACACCUUCGAUGGAUACCAUUCAGCCUCGCCACGAACCUCAGUGGAAAUAAUAAUGGAGCAGCGCUUGUCUUCGUAUGCUCGUAUGGAGACGCUGGGCCGCAGUGAGUCGUCAUUCAGUGCGGAGGCGACGAUUUUUGGCUUCGCGGAAGAGUCCGCGUUACUACAAGGAGGCUCGCUCUAUCUCCAUGGGAGCCUAGUGGCGUUGCAGCGAUUGUUACCGCUAGGCGCCAACGAGCUCACGUACCCGGCACUCUUUUAUCAUGCGCCGAUAACGGACUGGUCGAAAAUCAUCUACAAGUCACGAGACCUGGUCGCACGUAUCGGCGGACUCGAGAGCGUUAUUCUGCAUCGCCGUGGUACCGAGUACCGCGCGGUAGCGAUGCACAGACUGUAUCGAAGUGCCCUUGCAGAUGUAACCAGAUUAUGGGCAAGGCUUGCGAGUGCAUGCAAUUUGCUCGGCUUGCUCGUUCGAGAGAAGGAGGUGCGUUGGUUCCACUGGCCGGAAAACUCACCCCAUGCCCUUACGAUAUUUCGCAACGAGAAGAUUCGAAAGUACCUCGAUGAGGUCAUUGACGAGAAAGAAAUCGAGGCGCUCUGGCGGCGCGUCACAGAGAGUGGCCUCAGUGGCUAUCAGGAGUUUUGGCGUGAUAUGGCGAUUGCAACACACGUCGAGGACUUUAACCGCGAAGUCGAUGUGACCAAGCUCGUCCGCGUCUCGGCGAUUGUGCCCGUCGAGUCGGUACGUGUUGCCUGGUUCAGCACCGUGCUAGUGCAUCGGGUUCUCGACUCUGUCUACGAGUUGCGCGAAUCCGUGUAUCAGUUAUUGGAACGACAGGCGCCGAUGAGCCGGCAAUCGUCGCCCUGGUGGCACUGGGCGCUGAACCGUCUCCGAGAUGCCAGUUGGAAUGUGUUUAUGGCGGUCACGUUCUCGACUCGUGCGAUGUAUAGUUUCUGGAGCGACGUCCUCCGUAAUGUGCUGCAGUACCGCGCUGCGGACUAUCGACGGUUCUGGAAAAAUAAUCAAUGGCAACUCAUAUUUCUCAUCAAGUACUAUAUUAUCAGCACUGCUGCGAUCAUUACUGUGGUUUGUAUUCCGGCGUCGUCGAAUAUUCGACAACAAUGGGAGCCGAUUCUCGGGUACCUGUCGGUGGUGGUGUCCGCUCGACCGACAACGGAAUCGGCUGUGAGUGUGGCGCUCUCCCGAGCAGCCGGGGGCAUCGUUGGUGCGGCUCUCGGCUACCUGGUGCUGGUGAAACCCGCCCUAGCUGUGAACGCUUUUUUUGUGGAUGGUAUUACGGUUGCGAUUGUUUUCGUCAUGUUUUACUGCAACCUUGUCGAUUCCAUGAAAUGGCUACAGUACACAGCUGGCAUUGCUAUUUUCAUCUUCACCGUGGUCUGCAUGUGCCAGUACAGUGCGCCGGUCGAUCACGCUGUCUGGCAAGCCGCUGUAGGCGCAAUGGUAUGCACUGCGAUAGGGGUUGGCGUGAUCAUCCUGUUCACAACGGCCCUGUCACCUCGUAUGGCGAGUCGUGAAUCACGCCGCACCCUUCUCCGCGGAUUUGCUGCCAGCGUCGACGGUGCGAUUGCAUGCUGGGAGGAGAACCUCCGUCGCCACAACUGCGACGAGUUUCUGGAUCGCUUUCAUCAGGCGCUCCAUAAUAUCGAGGCAGCGCCAGCCAAUCCGGCCGUUGAAACGACCACCGAAGAACGAGACAAGGAGGCGGAGGAGGUGCAAAACGUGCGUGUACACGCACACCCGUGGCAAGAGACCAUGGCUAUCAACAAGCACAUUGAGGCGCUGGCGACAAGUGUAGCGAUAUUGAGCAACGCCCUGUCACCGAGUUUCGGCGGCGUGAAUCAGUUCGCCUUGUGGAAAAGAGGCUUCUUUCGACCACCACAGUUUAUCGUUGACGGGAACGUUGCGCUUUGUGUUGUGCUGCUACGACUGGAGGUGCUCAAUAGUAUAGUGAACCGUCCACCCAUUUACGGUGUGCGCUUCUCUGGGGCGAUGUAUCGCCUUUUCCUGCUGGCACUCGAGCCUGAAUUCAGUGCAAUUUUCCGCUCGUUGAUUGAGCUCACAGACGCCCUGCGAGGAUGCCUCGAAUCUCGCGGUAUUCUGGAGGAUCUCUUCGGAUCCGCCGAAGCGCUGCAUAGUGAUGCAAUGCGCCGUUUCGAGAACCGGAAAUGGCUUUUGCAGCUGUGCCUUUCGCGAAAACGAGCCGCUCAAAUGCAAUCCAAGCUGAACGCUUACGAAGGGAAUGGCGUCGAAGUUGCCGACGGAGGUCAGGGCUUCUGCAUCAUGGAGCCCAGUGUGGGUUUGGCACUGCUCAACUUUCGUCGACGACGCGCAGAGCUCUGGUUCCGAAUGCGGCGUCGGGCGCUCCAGAUUGUGCACUACAUUCGUGAUCGUUAUCCCGAGCUCGAAAGUCGACUGGCAGCUCAUAUUGCAAAAAUGGCGCUAGACGAGAGUAGCAGCGCAUCGUUCGCUGAGAUCUACGAACAACUCCUCGAAAACGAGGACUUGGACCGGGGUCCGCAGCUUGCCGCUGUGUUUCCGCUCCUUCGCCGCCUCAUGCAGUUACGGAAUCCGCACUAUCACCGCCACGUGCGCACUCGGGAACCGAGGCUGUCGAUUGCGAGGGAGGCACAAUCCGCGAGUGAAGAGCUUUUACGGAGCUCGCUACAAGAGGAUGACCGCCGCAGCACCUCGCCGCGAGGGAGCACGUCGCCAUCCAGAGCGUCUUUCGCCCAUGCAAGUGAAUCCGUGGCAGCGGAGGAGGCACGCAGCUGCGCACCGGACGCAGAAUUCGCGCAAACAGUGGACCAUGAACUGGAGAAAGAGUUGAUCAUUCUCAACUUUCGGCAGGUCGUCGAGACAAAACUGCUGCGCAGUGCGGAUGCGUCCGCCAGCACUGCGACGCUGCCGAUUGCGGGCGUCCCCAUCGAUGACUUUGUGCACUUCUCGACCUUCAUGUACGGGCUGCGGGAACUUUUUGGGAGCAUUGAUUACGCUGCUCGAGCCAUUGGGUCCUGGACCAGACCGCAUCAUGCAGAAAAGCUGUCGUUGAAACGUGGAAGGCCUUUUUAUUGA